Messenger RNA from Dibothriocephalus latus, 405 nucleotides. NCBI's taxonomy places the organism in Eukaryota, Metazoa, Platyhelminthes, Cestoda, Diphyllobothriidea, Diphyllobothriidae. The record is from the annotation of a GenBank genome assembly.
CAAUGUGCUGUUGUCGAUCCCGUUGCGCCGCCCGCUGUUCUGAAAGCAUUCGCCGAACACGGUCUCCGCCUAACCGCUAUCCUGAUCACUCAUCAUCACUGGGACCAUGCAGGUGGCAAUGAGGAGCUGGUGAAAAGUCUGAAGGCGCAAGGCAUCACCGGCCUUGAGGUUUAUGGUGGCGGUACUGGAAUUGGCGCUCUUACGAAGCAGGUCAAAUCAGGUGACCAGAUCACGCUCGGUGACCACGUCACAAUUAAGUGCCUUUCAACGCCCUGUCAUACGCAGGAUCACAUUUGCUAUUACGCGACCGACCAGGCCAACCCCUCUGAAGACGGUUGUGUUUUUACAGGAGACAAACUCUUCCUAGCUGGUUGCGGCCGCUUUUUUAAGGGAAUACCCCCGCAG